This is a messenger RNA of Rhea pennata, 2790 nucleotides long. RefSeq names its product kinesin family member 18A (gene KIF18A). The record is from RefSeq and is a predicted model, not a curated record. Lineage: Eukaryota; Metazoa; Chordata; Aves; Rheiformes; Rheidae. Gene Ontology annotation, molecular function: microtubule binding; microtubule motor activity; ATP binding. Gene Ontology annotation, biological process: microtubule-based movement. Bases 1 to 2790 code for a protein of 929 amino acids. The transcript is spliced from 16 exons.
AUGUCUACUGCUAAAGAAGAGGAUGUCUGUAGUCAUGUGAAAGUGGUGGUCCGCGUCCGUCCAGAAUCCCAAAAGGAAAAAGAUGGCAACUUUAGCAAAGUGGUUCAUGUUGUGGACCAGCAUAUAUUGGUCUUUGAUCCAAAGGAGGAAGAAGUUAGCUUCUUUCAUGGGAAGAGGUUAGCCCAUAGGGAUAUCAAUAAAAGAAAAAAGAAAGAUCUGAAGUUUGCGUUUGAUGCAGUUUUUGCUGAAAGUUCAUCCCAGUUAGAAGUUUUUGAACAUACUACCAAAACUGUACUUGAUGGCUUCUUAAAUGGAUAUAAUUGCACAGUGCUUGCGUAUGGUGCAACAGGAGCUGGAAAGACUCAUACAAUGCUAGGCUCCCCUCAAGAUCCUGGAGUGAUGUAUUUAACUAUGAUGGCACUUUAUAAUUGUAUGGAUCAAAUAAAAGAAGAUAAAAUAUGCAAUGUUGCUGUUUCUUAUUUAGAGGUCUACAAUGAACAGAUUCGUGAUCUGCUGGUAAACUCAGGACCUUUGGCUGUUCGUGAAGAUGCCCAGAAAGGGGUGGUCGUUCAAGGGCUAACAUUGCACCAGCCUAAAUCUGCAGAGGAAAUCCUCCAAAUGUUGGAUUAUGGAAAUAAAAAUCGAACACAACAUCCCACAGAUAUAAAUGCCUCCUCUUCUCGAUCCCAUGCCGUCUUUCAGAUUUAUUUGAGACAGCAAGAUAAAACAGCUAGUAUUAAUCAAAAUGUUCGCAUUGCCAAAAUGUCUCUUAUUGACCUGGCAGGAUCUGAACGUGCCAGUGCUACAAAUGCCAAGGGGGCUCGUUUUAGAGAAGGAACAAAUAUUAACCGCUCCCUGCUAGCUCUUGGAAAUGUCAUCAAUGCUUUGGCAGAUCCAAAGAGCAAGAAACAGCAUAUUCCCUAUCGAAACAGCAAGCUUACUCGUUUACUGAAAGAUUCUCUUGGAGGAAAUUGCCGAACGAUAAUGAUAGCUGCUGUUAGUCCAUCUUCCAUGUUCUAUGAUGAUACAUACAAUACUCUUAAGUAUGCAAAUCGAGCAAAGGAUAUUAAGUCUUCUUUGAAGAGCAAUGUUGUUAGUUUGGACAGCCAUAUAAGCCAGUAUGUUAAAAUCUGCAAUGAACAGAAGAAAGAGAUCGUAAUGUUGAAGGAGAAACUGAGAGAAUAUGAAGAAAAAGCAGCCGUUCCUGAAAAUCCUAGUAUAGCAGUACAUUCAAACUACCAAGAGGAAAUACAAAGAUACCAAGAAAUUCUUAAAAAUGUGUUCACAAAUCGUGAAGAAAUCAGAAAAGAAUAUCUCAAGUUGGAAAUGCGUCUGAAAGAAAAUACACUGAAGACAUAUUACCAGAAACAAUAUCAUGAACAAAUUCAACUAAUGUGCUCUGAAGAAAGAGUAGAAAAGGCCACAUGCAAGCGGGAUCACAGGCUUGCAAUGCUCAGAACCCACCAUAUGCAUGUGCAGAAGAAGAAAGAAGAGGAGGUGAAUCAUUUUGAGGAAAAUACAAAUUGGCUGCAUCGUGUUGAAAAUGAAAUGCGCCUCCUGGGUCAAGAUGGGUGUAUUCCAAAGGAACUCUCUAAAGAUCUUCAGUGUUGUCAUUUAAACCUAGAAGUUAAAGACCUGAAAGCCCAGAUUGAGCACAUGUUGUCUCUGGUGUCUCUUCAAGAGCAGCAUCAUAAGCAGACAGAAAAAGUACUAAAUGCUUUGCUUCCAAUUCUUCGCAAACAAUACCUGACUUUGAAAGAAGCUGGAUUGACAAAUACUUCAAUAGAGGCUGAAUUUGCAGAAGUUGAGCAGCUGAUUCAAAGACAAAAGUCAGUAGUUUGGGCUGACCAAACUGGAGAUGAGGUACAAAAUCAAAGACAUCCAGAGACAUCAGUUAUUUUUGCAUUUCCACAACUUAUGAACAAUCCAAACACCCCAUGCCGUACACUUUUUGGCACACCAUCAGAAGAAAUUAAGAAAAAUACAAAACAAAUAGUAGAAUAUGCAGUCCCAUCACAGAAGAGAACUAGGAGAAAGCUAAUGGACUCUCCAGUCACAGCUCAAAGUCCUGCUGCUUCCAAGCUCUCCAACCUCCACCAUCUGGAGGAUUCGCUUAGCAAGGAGGUUCGCCCUAUUGUGUAUACACCAGAAUUUUGCAGAAAGCCACUACAGAGUUGCUGUACACAGACUGUAGUAAAGCAAGAUUUGCACACUGCAGGGCUUCAGGGAGCAAGUGAUUGUAACAUAGAUAUGCCACUGAGAAAGGACAGUCUUACGGACUCUAUAUGUAAUAUUAUCCCAGAGUGUGGUGAAGCUGACAUGGACUCUACAGUAAUUCUCUAUCAAGGCCCAAGUAAAACAAAUGAAGCUUCUACUGACUCAUCUGGAAGAGAGUCACAGCCAUGUAGCAGUAGCAUUUUGCAAAGACUUGGUUUCUCUUCCUUGAAAAACAAAAAUUCUACUUUGGUACAUGAAAGGCCUUCAUAUAUGGCAAUGACAUCUGCUGCUGAGAGAAAAAGAAAGAUAUUAAGUUCUUCAUCAAACACUGGAUUAAGUAACCUGCAAGAUCCUGUUUCUGCAAAACGUUUUCGACAGGAGAUCUUGUUAAGCCGUAGAGCUUUGCGAGUACCCAGAAUGGCAGGAUCUAAAACAAGGAACUGGAAGCAAGAACAGGAUAUGCCAAGAAACCUCAUUAGAAGCCUUUCAGAAGGAAAUGUAGUGGCGCAUGUUAAACCAAGGACUUCAAAGAAUCUUUUACUUCAUGUUUGUAAGAAGAAAAAUAGGAUUUAG